AUGUCUCUUUCCAAGUCUUUCGCUUGCGGACAUCCUUUCACCAGGUGCUACAGCACGUUCCUGAAAGCGCAGGAAGAAUCGCCAACAUUGGUCCUUGCUCAUGCACGGAUCGGCGAUGAAGGUGCACGCGAAAUUGCGGAGUUUGCCAGCAAGAGUGUGCACUUGCGUCUCUUGGACCUCACUGGUUGUGGCAUUACGUCGACUGGAAUGCUCCAGAUCGCGGAAGCACUGCAGUGUAGCCUGACUUUGGAAAGCCUGAUUCUCCGGCACAACGAGAUCACUUCUGGGCCUGCUGGUGAGGAGGCUUUGGCGUCCUUCUGCCAAGCUGCGCAGAACAGCCCCUCCUUGAGGCACCUGGAUCUCCGCUACACCGGGCUCUGUGGCGAGGCCGCCACUCUCCACAUCGCCUCGAUUCUCGAGGGCAACGGGGCUUUGUCACAUCUGGAGCUUUCUUGGAACCCGCUGGGAGCUUCUGCUGGUCAGGUCCUUCUGAAAAGCAUUCGUGCCACUUCGGGGCUUUUCGAUUGCCAACUCAGUGGCUGCAGGCUAGCUGAUGAGACCAUGCAGGAGAUAGCCGAGCUGUUGGUUCGGAACAGAAGGGCGCACGGAGAGAAGACAUCUGUGGGUCCGUACAAGGGAUCAUGGAUUCGGAACGAUGCUGCACUGGAGGGGUUCUCUGAUGGCAAGGAGCGUGCCAUGCCACCAGGUUCACGCAGCCAGGGACAGGCAGCUGCUGCGAACUACCCGUUGCGAUUUGCAGUUGCCAACAUCCCUGGCAACACCGUUGUCUCCGAUGCCAAGACGGAGGAGUUGGUUGAAAGGCUUUUCGACUGGCGGCAGAAAUUCCUUCUCGAGUCAUCAGGGAAUGACAAGGCCGCGCGUGUGCACGAUCCAGUUUCAAGCAUGGUUGCAGCGGUGGCCGUGCCACCGCUAGACUUGGGUGGCAUGAAUGUCACACCUGCGCUUGCGCCGAUUGAAACGCUCGGUGGCGAGGUGACUUACAAGCUCGGAGGCAUGUUUUGGCCGGCGCGCUGCUUCGCGCGCCUCCACGGGGACCUGCUGCUCAUCCAGCGGAAGGGCAAGCAACAGGCAGCAGUGGUGCUGCAUGCUGCGACUGUGGAGUUCAGAGCACCGACCACGGUGCGAAUCGAGGCUCCAGGUAGUCCUUUGCUUGCCAUCCAACUCGACACUGCUGAAGAAGCCGAGCGCUGGGCAUUGGCUCUGAAGCAGGCUGCGAAGCGUUCGAAGGGUCUCAAGGAUCUCCUGAGCUCGGACGUUGUUCCGUUAAUGCUGAGUCCACGGAGUGAGCAAGAGGAGCAAGAAGCAGAGGAGCGCCUUCAGAGUCUGCGGGUGCGCAUAUCCGAGAUUGAAGCCGAGAAAGACAGCACAGUCAAGGAAGUCAAGCAAGAGUUGGAAGCGCAACUGGUUGAGGCGGAGGCUGCAGUUAAAGAAGCCCUCAAAGAAGCGGACAGUGCGGUUUGCGCCCGCCGCGAGGCAGAACAGCGUGCCCACCUUGCGGAGCAGGCUACCAAGACCGCGGAGGCCGAGCACCAGCGACACUGCAAGGAGCUCGAAGCAGCCCAGGAUCAGCUGCAGGAGGAGCUGAGGGAAAUGAGGCAGAAGCUCGAUCUGGAGAUUGCAUCUCGCAAAGAGGUGGAAUCAAAGCUAGAGUUGCGGGACGAGGAGCUUGCCACAGCAAAAUCCGACUUGGAAUCCUUGACUGACGCCCAUGAGGCGCAGAUCAAGCUUGGCCAGGAACAUGCCAACAAACUGGACGAGCAACGGCGGAGCCUUGAAGCUCUGGAGGCGGAGAAGCAGAGCUUGCUUCACCAGCCACGAGCCUAG
Molecule: messenger RNA, 1845 nt
Organism: Symbiodinium sp. CCMP2456
Lineage: Eukaryota; Dinophyceae; Suessiales; Symbiodiniaceae
Source: the annotation of a GenBank genome assembly